This is a messenger RNA of Kluyveromyces lactis, 1824 nucleotides long. RefSeq names its product formin-binding protein HOF1 (gene HOF1). Lineage: Eukaryota; Fungi; Ascomycota; Saccharomycetes; Saccharomycetales; Saccharomycetaceae. Bases 1 to 1824 code for a protein of 607 amino acids. Gene Ontology annotation, biological process: cytoskeleton organization. Gene Ontology annotation, cellular component: cytoplasmic side of plasma membrane; mitotic actomyosin contractile ring, proximal layer; plasma membrane. The transcript has a single exon. The record is from RefSeq and is a predicted model, not a curated record. Gene Ontology annotation, molecular function: protein binding; phospholipid binding.
AUGACUCAAAUAUACAACUAUCAAGAAAGUUUCUGGGACGAAGACGAUCAAGGUGUUACCGUUCUUCUUCAGCAUGUUGGAAGAGGUAUAUGCACCUGUGAGUUAUUGCUCGAUUGUUUCACUAAGAGAAGUGAGUUGGAGAUGGAUUAUGCAAGAAGAUUAGGAGCACUCAGUGCAAGAAUAAUGAACAAUCUCGAACGAUAUGCGGACUACAAUAAUAUGUCUGAAUCCUUAAAAUAUUUCCAAUCCUCCCAGCAGACAAUAGCCAAUGGUCAUUCUAAGGCAUAUGAGAGGCUCAACAGGGAAAAUGUCGGUACGAUGAGUGAUUUCUUAAAGCAAUAUAGAGCCAGAUGGUCAACGAUAACGGGAAACGUGGAAAACUUAAGGAAGUUGAAAGAUGAAAAGAAGAAAGCCUUGAAAUCUAUAGAUCAAGAAUUACUCAGUGCUGAGAAUAAACUGAGAGAGUAUCAGCUCAACAAAGAAACUGCCUUGGGCGAAUACCAAAGGAAAGAAAAUGCGAGAGAAUUGGAAAAAUGGUCUUCGAUAGUGGAAGAAUCACACCGUAGGAAAACCGUCUUACAUCAUGAAUGUAAAGCUGCUAGAGCACAUUGGUUUGAGGAAUGGAGACAUAUUAGUGGAGAAUUGCAAAGUUUAGAAACACAAAGAAUCCAGGUCUCUAGGGAAUUACUACAACAAUACGCUGAUUUUACAACCCAGCCUUCGGAACUGGAACUCUCUUUGAUGGAACAAUUAAAACAAAAACUUUCCAGCUUCACACCUGAACUUGAAAUAUCGCACUUUUCUUACCACCAUGGUACUGGAAGAAUCAAGUUGAAAAACUCUAACUCAGUUUCAACGCACAACUCAAGUGCUAACUCUAACCCAUCUAAUGUGAUCCGUCCGAAGAGUUCUCACAAGGCGUUGGAUUUAACAAAGAAUGAUAGGUAUGUUCAAAAUAUAAAAAGACUAUCAACCCAGCUGAAGAACACCAGGCUCAAUUCAAUAAAUGCAUUAAGUGUCGAUAAAGGGUUGCCAACUCCAAAAACUGAUGCUGCCCUUGUUAAUUCCAUAGAAUCGAAGGUCCUAAAUGAUAACUCUGCUCCGCAUUCCGUUGAAAACUAUUUAGAAGUGGUUACAAAGCCAGGACAUGGAGCAACAUUAUCAGAAUCUUCAGAAGAGACUUCUUCAAAUCCAACGGACUUUACUCAUAGGAAAAAUAAGGCAAGUUAUGAUUCCAUGUCGACUUCUCUCUCAUCCAUGGCCUCAAGUGUCGAUGACUCUCAAAGGUUUGCUAAAUCUUGGAAUUCACGCAAUAGAAGAAAAUCUAGACCUUCAUCAAUGUAUUCGCCCACAAUGGAUACGGAUACUUCUGACAACGACAAUAACAACUCUCUGAAGCCACCAACUGCAAAUCGUAGAAAAUCCAUCGCAUCGGAUGUCGAAACAGCAUUAGAAAUCUUGGAAAUGAAUGAUCGUCCGAUGACAUCAAGAACGAGCUCUGGUGCUUCUAGCAACUUAACUGUGAGCAGAACAGUGUUGCCUUUCAGCAACUCUUUGAAUAUAAUGCGUUGUAAACGUGUGACUAUUGAUGGUGAACAAUUGAAUCUACCCAUCGUUGAUUCCAUGAAAAAUCCAGUCGUAAAAUAUGUCAAAGCGAUGUAUUCGUACACUGAACCCAAUGAAAAUAACAUACUACUUUUCAAUUCUGGUGAUAUCCUGCUGUUAGUCGAAUGCAUAAAUGAUGACUGGUAUGUGGGUGAGGUAUAUCAAGGUAACAAACAGCAUGGUCUGGUACCAAUGAAUUACGUGAAAGUAAUAAAUUGA